ACCGUGUUUUGCUGGCUUUGUAGCAAUCCUGCGUGUCUGUAGCUGUCUCCCCUGCGCGCUCGUCUUCUUUUUCCACUGGAAUAUUCACACUUUGGGACACAUCGGGACCGUCCGAGGCACUCAUGGGACACCCGGGUCCCGUCCCACCUUGCGUCGGUCCGGCUCAGUGAGCGCGGGAUGCGCGGCGACGGAGUGCAGGCCAGGCCGGGGGGCCCCGGGGCCGUGUGACGGACGGCUGCGCUCCACUGAGUCCGGCGAGAGAAGCCGAGCACGUUGACUCUUCAAGCCGUCUAUCUCCGCGCACUUCGUCUCGUCUCGCGGCCCAUGGAGUGCACGUGAAUGCGGGACGCGUGGGCAUUGUGAUCGGGGAGGCCAUGUGGGCAGCAGGGCGGCGGUGCCGGGUCCAACCCUGAGGAGGCGUCCGGCGGCUGUCCUCCCGCGGUCCCCCCCGCCCGCGGCGCUCCGGGACGCCCCUACUAAGAUGUCCCUCGGCGGCGGCGGCCCUGCAGGCGGGAAAGGCGUGGACCCCAACGCGGUGGACGCGUACGACAGCGGCGAUGAGUGGGACAUCGGCGUGGGCAAUCUGAUCAUUGACCUGGACGCCGACCUGGAGAAGGACAAACUGGAGAUGUCGGGCAGCAAGGAGGGCGCCGCCGCCCCGCCGGGGGCCGUGGCCGCUCUGCCAGACAACAUCAAGUUCGUCAGCCCUGUCCAGGCCAAAGAGGGCAAAUCCAAAUCCAAGCGGAGCAAGAACUCCAAAGACGGCCUCAAGGCAGCGGCGCCGCCCCCUGACGCCCCUAAAAAGGACGCCGCCGCCCAGAACCUCAACUCGGCCCCUGCCAAAGGCGGCGGCGACAAGUCCGGCAAAGCUUCGCGCGUCCCGGCCGCCGUCAAGAAGGACAAGGACGGCGCGCCGGCCAAGACCAAGAAGGACAAAACGGAGGCGGACAAGGAGACGCCGCCCCGCUUUGAGGGCCAGCAGAACUCUGAGGGCGCCGCCGAGCACCUCGCUCACGUGGCUCUGGAAUCGGCGGGCGGGGGCCGGCCCGUCGCCGUGGCCACCGAGGAGGAGGAAGACGAGGAUGAGGACAUGGACAACGGGGAAUGUCGCAACCUUAAGAAGAUAUUGUGUGGGGACAAGAUGGAGUCCCCCGGCUCCACGCCGGCGCCCCUGUCGUCCGGCGACAUUUCGUCAGCGUGCGAGCAGAUCAUGGUGCGCACGCGCUCGGUGGCCGUCAACACGGCCGACGCCGCGCAGGCCACCGAGCCAGAGUGCCUGGGACCCUGCGAGCCCGGGACCAGCGUCAACCUGGAGGGCAUCGUCUGGCAGGAGACCGAAGACGGCAUGCUGGUGGUUAACGUGACGUGGAGGAACAAGACGUACGUGGGAACCCUGUUGGACUGCACCAGGCACGACUGGGCGCCGCCGAGGUUCUGCGAUUCUCCUACCAGCGACGUGGAGAUGCGAGGCGGGCGAGGGCGCGGUAAGCGCAUCCGCCCCGCCGGUGGCGGGGGCGUGCCGACCGCCGACAACGGCGCCUCCUCGGACAGCAAGGGCGGCGGCAAGACCCGCGGGGGCGGCGCCAAUGGCAAGGGUCGGCGCGGCAGCCAGACGGGCGCCACCGUCGUCGCCGAGGACGCCAAGGCCAGCCCCUCCUCGGCCAAGAGGAAGAGCAAGCCCGCCUCCGACAUGGAGCCCACGUCCAGCUCGGAGGACAGCAAGGCGUCCAAACGCAUGCGCAGCAACUCCACGGGCGCCGCCCACACCCCGCCGGAGCGCUCCUGCCCCUCUCCCGUGCUCAUCGACUGCCCCCACCCCAACUGCAACAAGAAGUACAAGCACGUCAACGGUCUGAAGUACCACCAGGCGCGCGCCCAUCACGAGCACGACGCCGACAAGUACCCGCCGGCUCCCGGCCACCACGAGCACGACGCCGACAGCGAGUAUGGCGAAGAGGUCGGGCCCCACCCCGACGCCUCCUCCUGCAACGGCACAGUCGCCGCCGUCUCCCCAGCCCGCUCGACCACGCCUAAAGGGCGGGUCUCGGACGCCCCCUCGCCGGCACUCAAGCACAGCAAGAAGCACGAGCCGGACGCCACGGACGGCGAGUGCUUGACGGACGAGGCCAGUAACGACGGCGCAGACGACAGGAAGGCCAAAAAGACGGGCGGGAAAACGGACAAAAUGGCCCCCAAGGGCGCCAAGCCCGCUCGGCCGCCGGCGCCCGCUCCUUGUUACCUUCCGCAGGCCAGCUCCCCCGCGCCGGCCCCGAAAAACGGGCAGUCGAAAAACACCGAGCCCACCCCCAAAGACAAGAAAAAGAAAGACAAGAAGAGGCGGGAGGGCGACAGCCCUAAGGGGCCGCGUCCGGAGGAGGGGUACGCGGAGGCGGGCGACGCCCUGCUCAACGGCUCCUCGGAAGCUCAGCAGAACCGCUUGGCCAGCAUAAAGGCGGCAGCUGACAAAGUCUACAGCUUCUCGGACAAUGCGCCCAGCCCCUCCCUGGGCGCCAGGGCGGAGGGCGCCCCGGGGCAGAACGGGGGUGACGGCGCAUCCGUCCAGACCGGCAGCCCCGCCUACUCUGACAUCUCCGACGCGGGCGAGGACGGCGGCGAAGGCAAGGCGCCCAAAGCGGAGUCUGACUCCAAGAAGGCGCUCUUCUCCCCUCGGGUGCCGCCCGCCAAGGACGCCCCCUACUACCCCAACUACGAGUCCUACUACCCGGGCGACUACGCCGAGAGUGAGGCCAGGGUUGAGAAGGAGAAAGAGGAGGAGGAGCCCGAGGCGGUCGGGGAGGCGGAGCCUAAAGCCGAGCCCCGGGAGGAGCCGGAGUCGGAGCCCGGUCCCCCGCAGCCGUCGGUCAUCCAGCAGCGCCCCAACGUCUACGCCCCCCCGCCCCUCUACUACAACCAGUACUACGGCCAGCCCUACUCGUACUCGCCCGAACAGGCCUACCACAGCCACCUGCUGGCCUCUAGCCCCGCCUACCGGCAGCAGUGCGAGGAACGGCAGAGGCCGGCGGCCGACAAAAAGGCGGAAGGCAAGGCGCCGGGGCCGCCCGCCCUCACGCCGGGCCCCGGCAAGCCCAAGGAGGUGGGCCCGGAGCAGGCCAAGUCGGUCAUCAUGGUGAAGAGCGAGGAGCCCAAGGCUGCCGCUCCCCCGCCCGAGGGACUUAAGAUGAAGUUGAGCGAAGCGGGGCACCAUGGCAAGGACGCCGCCGCCGUGUGGUACAGACAGGAGCCCGACUCCCGUCUGUGGCCCUCGUACGUGUAUCCCGGCAAGUACUCUGAAGACGAGCGCGAGAGGAAGUGGAAGGAGGAGCGUCCGCGGCCCAAGGAGGCGCCGCCUCAGAAGGAGGAGGCCAAGGAGGCCGCCCCGGAGGAGCCGUCCCGGGGCGCCAAGGAGGCGCGGCCACCUCACGUGCAGUUUUCCUCGCCUCUGGCGCAGCACCAGGGCUACGUUCCCUACGUGCAUGGACCCUACGCCUAUGGGCAGGCCUACGAGCCCGGGCACCCCCCCGGGCACCCCCCCGGGCACCCCGGCUACAGGGGCGUGCCGUCCGUCAUGAUGCAGAAUUACCCCGGUUCCUACCUCCCCACCGGUUACUCCUUCUCGCCGUACGCCGGCAAAGCGGCGGCGGCGGGUGCAGAGGAGGGCGAAAAGGCGGCGGUGGCGCGUUCAAGUCCAACGGUAAAGGGGGCGGCAGGCGAGGCCAAAGCGCUGGAGCUCCUGCAGCAGCACGCCAGCCACUACAAGAGCAAGUCGCCCUCCGGGCCUCCCGACAAGGAGCGGGACGGCGAGCGCCCCCCGCGGUCCUCGCCGUCCCAGCGCGCCGGUGGUGCCGGGCCCCCCGCCGCUCACCACCAUCAUCACCACCACCACCUGGCCUACCCGCUGCUGGCCGCUGCACAGUACGACCUCUCAUACGCCGCUGGUCUGUCGUCGUCCGCGUUGGUGGCCGGUCAGCAGACGUCGGCGCCGUCCAUGUACCCGCCCCCGCGGAGGUGAGGAAGGCAGCCCCGCCCGGAGUCACGUGCCCGGGUGGCGCGAGCGACGGCGGAGCGCUAGGCCGCCCCGCCCGCCCCGGAGGACCUACCGUUUGUCCCCGAAACGGGAAGAAACGCCGCGGGGCGACCGAUCGUAGCGCGGCGGGCGACGUCCUCCUCCCCCCCUCAGUGUGUAGCCAUACUGCAGUGCGCGUGUGUAAAUAAAUGUACAGAAGAAUCAUUUGAAGAGUGUGGAUGCUGCUUUGCUUCCUACUCUUCUUUUUUUUUUUUGUUUUUGUCUUUGUUGUUUUUCUACUCUUCUGGAUCCUAAUAAAAACAUGUAGCUUGACCGCCUCCUUCAUGACAUCACUAAGUCACAUGACUCGCAAGUGUCCAAUGGCAGACGAUGCUUUGACAUUGAUCAUUGAAAUAAGCUCGUUAUGACUUGAUUUGAUUGUCAGUGCAUUG
Molecule: messenger RNA, 4455 nt
Organism: Corythoichthys intestinalis (scribbled pipefish)
Lineage: Eukaryota; Metazoa; Chordata; Actinopteri; Syngnathiformes; Syngnathidae
Product: zinc finger protein 609-like
Exons: 8
Coding region: 482-4009 (1175 amino acids)
Biological process (GO): regulation of transcription by RNA polymerase II
Cellular component (GO): nucleus
Source: RefSeq, a predicted model, not a curated record